AUGGAUAUUACCAGAGAGUUGUUUAAUGUCGUAUUUCUUCUUUACUCGAUCAUCAAUUUCAUCUUUUAUGUGCCUCUGAUUUGGUUAUUCAAUUUGUUAAGAGUCUGCUUUAGAUUUGUUUAUCUUGAAGAACUUGCUGGAAAAGUAAUACUCAUUACUGAAGCUUCAUCUGGUAUUGGUAAGCAUUUGGCGAUUGAGUAUGCAAAAGAAGGGGCCUGUUUGGCUUUAGUUGCAACGAGAGAGAAGCAGCUGCAGACGGUGGCCCGAGAUGCAAAGGCAAUGGGAUCACCAGAUGUGAUUGCGAUCCCUGCAGAUGUUUCCAAACAUCAGGAUUGUAGCAGAUUAAUUGAACAAACCAUCCAACAUUUCGGUAAAUUGGAUUAUCUUGUGAACAAUGCCGCCAUUGCAACAUACGGUUUCUUUGAAGACCAAACUUUUGUCCCUAAUGAUAAUCCCGUCAUGGACAUUAACUUUUGGGGAUCUGUUUAUACCACACAUUUUGCACUUCCACAUCUAAAGAGGAACCAAGGAAAAAUAAUCGUGAUCUGUUCUUGUGGGGGUUGGUGCGGGACUCCAGGAUUAAGCGUGUACAAUGCAAGUAAAACCGCGUUGGUAAGUUUCUUCGAAACCCUAAAGAUGGAGCUUGAUUCAGAAGUUGAUAUAACAAUCGUUACUCCAGGAUUGGUUGAUUCCAACUUGACCGAGGAAAAAUGGAUGGAAGAGGCAAACGUAAAGUGGGCGCCAACGGUAUCAGUUGAAAGGUGUGUUAAGGCGAUUGUUAAUAGCACCAAAUGUGGAGAUAAAUAUGUUGUAGAGCCACCGUGGAUGAUGACAGUAUUACUAUGGAAGAUACUCUGUCCAGAGAUUUUCAACUGGGUUAUGAACUUUCUGUUUGUAACUUGGCCAAAUAUUUCGUCAAAAAAAGCAAGAUCCCACAAGUCUCGUUGA
Molecule: messenger RNA, 948 nt
Organism: Cynara cardunculus var. scolymus (artichoke)
Lineage: Eukaryota; Viridiplantae; Streptophyta; Magnoliopsida; Asterales; Asteraceae
Product: 11-beta-hydroxysteroid dehydrogenase-like 2
Exons: 6
Coding region: 1-948 (315 amino acids)
Source: RefSeq, a predicted model, not a curated record